AUUUACAGUUGCAUCACAUUCUAAUCACAUCAUGGAGAAAUUCUCGCGCUGGAGGGAUCAAGGCACAGGCAUACAGCCGUUUUUGCCACCGGUGCCUGCAAAUGCAGAUCACUCGCCUAUUGAGAAGACCCUGACUGUCAUCCUAAUGAUUGUCAAGCCUAUCACAGGAGUUGUCAAAUUGGCGUUGGUCAGUGUUGUGGUCCUUGCAUUUGUACUCUUUCAAAUGGCUGGGCUGGCGCUGUCUCCUCUGGGUUUCUUGUAUAGGUUAUAUAGCCGCUUGAUAAUGGCCAUCUUUGCGCGAUUUAUCCUUGGCCUUUUAGGCUUUUUUUGGAUCAAACAUGAAGUUGUUACCAUCCGACGGGGACGUAGUUCGAGUACGAGCAAAAACCAAAUAUCCGCCAAGAAGUCAACUUCAUCAGGAAACCUUAUUGUCUGCAAUUGGUCAUCUUAUAUCGACGUCCUUUAUUUGGCGUUCAGAUAUAAUCCUGUAUUCACCCAGAUCUAUCUACAGACGUUGACUGUUCGUGAGGUGACAUUCUGGGAGGCACUGCGCUUGUCAGGAAGCUAUCCAGAGCUGUCACCACCUGAAGGCGUUGAGACAUGGCCUCUUCUGGACUUUGUUAAAGCAAUGCACAGCAAAGGUGCCGGCCCCGUUGUUGUCUUUCCUGAGGGUACCACAACCAACAACAGAGCCAUUUUGAAAUUUGUACCGAUCUUCAAGAGCUGUUCUGUGCCCGAAACAUCAAUCGACAUCACUGUUAUGGCGCUCAAAUAUGAUUAUUAUAAAUUCGCGCCAACUUUCACUGUCGGGCUCAACAAUUCUUAUCGUUUUGGACACCUGUUCCGCACAUGUGCUCAGUUCUACAAUUCACUCACUGUUAAGAGCCUUGCUUCAGAGGAAUCACCCUCUAACCCAAACUUCUCGGCAAUGGAUGGUCUCUCUAGCACUCCCUCUGGCGCAGCCAUUGGCGUAGUCGAACCAGUGGAGGAAGACGCUCUUGGUAGUGUAAUCAUGAACUUAAUGGGACGUUUAACCCGAUUCAGAAAAUUGGGAUUAACCGUUCAGGACAAGGUGGACUUUCUGGAUUACUUUAUCCUCAGGAACAAUGGUAUUGGAAGUAUGAAAAAGAUCUCAACUCAGAAGGCAACCUCAACCUCAGCCUUAUCCUCAUCAAGAUCGAGUCGCUCGAAGAGACAAUAAAAACAAAUCCUAGCAGUAAAUUUAAUACUGUUGCGGACUAGCCAUUAUGAAUGUGAAUCCAGAUAGA
Messenger RNA from Lobosporangium transversale, 1268 nucleotides. RefSeq lists its product as hypothetical. Gene Ontology annotation, molecular function: acyltransferase activity. NCBI's taxonomy places the organism in Eukaryota, Fungi, Mortierellomycota, Mortierellomycetes, Mortierellales, Mortierellaceae. The record is from RefSeq and is a predicted model, not a curated record. Bases 32 to 1201 code for a protein of 389 amino acids. The transcript has 7 exons.